ACAGGUGGCGACUUCGACCCCAAUGUCUGGGCCGACGACGAGUUGUGGAACAAGUACCUCGCCAAGGGCCAGCGCUUGAUGUGCCUGAUGGACGCCACGGAUCAAGGUGCUGGGUACCUGAUGCAAGACACGCGACAACCACCAUCGGCUGCAAGUCGGUGGACUACUGAACUCGAAACAUGGCACUGGGACGAGGAGCCCCUCUACGCGGACUGGGAUUGCGACUUCGAGGCCAAAAGUCUCUCUACCGUGUUCCAGGCCCUCGGUAUCAACCCUUAUCCCGCCUACGACGACGACGGUGAACCGGCAGAUGGCGAGAACGAGUGCUAUGUGGUUUCUCAUGCCGAAUUCGGGAGUGGCGUCCCGGUUCGAGAUCAAAGGUACCAUGUCAAUGGCAGAGAAUACAGGGCUACUGGCGCCGCAUACGACUUUGCUGUCAACCAAAAGGACGGGCUCAUCGUCGCGUUGAACAUUAUGAGUCCGUCUGCGGCCGUGCAAAACCGAUUUGGCUGGGGCCGCAAAGCUGAGCCUGGUGAGCUGCCUGAGCUACAUCGUCUCUCCGACAUCUACUGGGGCUUUUGGUUCCGGGGGAACAAUCAUCUCAACGCCUUCAAGUACUACCUCGCCCACCAUGUCGUCAACCCUGAUACGGUCAAACUCAUCACUCGCGCCCUAAGGAAUCGACGCAAGUUCGCGUUGACCUUUUGGCCAGGCGUUGCCUUCACCAUUGGUUCUCCAGAGCACCAGGCCAUCAUCGCAUCCCCCAUUGGCGCGACCGCUGCACACUUCCUCAUCACGCACAAGCCCUUUCUCGGCAUCAAGCGCAUCACAAAGAUCAAUGUUUUCCAUGAUGAUUACCGUCCGGAUGAAGUCAUGUUGAUGUUCACGAUCGAAGACGUGCCCCAGGAU
Messenger RNA from Exserohilum turcica Et28A, 909 nucleotides. RefSeq lists its product as uncharacterized. NCBI's taxonomy places the organism in Eukaryota, Fungi, Ascomycota, Dothideomycetes, Pleosporales, Pleosporaceae. The transcript is spliced from 4 exons. The annotation marks the transcript as partial. The record is from RefSeq and is a predicted model, not a curated record.